Helianthus annuus (common sunflower) is the source of this 720-nucleotide messenger RNA. RefSeq lists its product as uncharacterized. The record is from RefSeq and is a predicted model, not a curated record. Lineage: Eukaryota; Viridiplantae; Streptophyta; Magnoliopsida; Asterales; Asteraceae. Bases 1 to 720 code for a protein of 239 amino acids. The transcript has 3 exons.
AUGACAUGCACACAGGCGAACAGAAGUUUACGUAAACGAAACCCUGCCUUCUUGGCCCACGUGGUGGAACAAAAGGGUAAGGGGAAGAACAUAAACGAUGUUCCAGUUGUGUGUGACUUCCCUGAUGUCUUUCCCGAGGAUCUACCUGGUCUUCCUCCUCCCAGAUCCGUCGAAUUUCGUAUUGAUCUUGUACCUGGUGAGACUCCUUCUAAAGCUGAUCAUGCUCGCCAUCUACGCCUUAUGCUUGAACUUUUGCGUGGUGAGCGUCUAUAUGCUAAGCUUUCUAAAUGUGAAUUCUGGAUUGAUGAAGUGCAGUUUCUAGGCCAUAUUGUCAGUAGUCAGGGUAUUCAUGUUGACCCUUCGAAAAUCGAGGCAGUGAAGAAUUGGUGUACGCCUAAAUCCGUGACUGAGAUUCGUUCUUUCCUAGGAUUGGCGGGUUAUUACCGCCGGUUCAUCGCGGAUUUCUCUAAAAUCGCUGUUCCUCUUACAACCCUAACCCAGAAAGAGAAACCUUUUGUUUGGGGUCCCGAACAAGAGGAAUCCUUUCAAACUCUGAAGAACCUUUUGUGUAAUGCUCCUGUUUUAACCCUACCUGAUGGAAAUGAAGAUUUUGUGGUGUAUUGUGACGCCUCGAACCGUGGUUUGGGCUGUGUGCUCUCGCAAUGGGACAAGGCUGAUAGGAUGCUUGGAAUGCUUGGAAUUCAGCUAGGAGUUGCCUAG